This is a messenger RNA of Aspergillus affinis, 1938 nucleotides long. Its product is annotated as alpha-actinin, sarcomeric (f-actin cross linking protein). The transcript is spliced from 4 exons. Gene Ontology annotation, biological process: muscle cell development; actin cytoskeleton organization. The record is from RefSeq and is a predicted model, not a curated record. Lineage: Eukaryota; Fungi; Ascomycota; Eurotiomycetes; Eurotiales; Aspergillaceae. Gene Ontology annotation, cellular component: cortical actin cytoskeleton; cell junction; cell projection. Gene Ontology annotation, molecular function: calcium ion binding; actin filament binding. The coding region runs from base 1 to 1938 and encodes 645 amino acids.
AUGUUGACGGUUGAGAAGCAGUGGAUCAAUGUACAACAGAAAACUUUCACAAAAUGGCUUAAUGAUAAGAUAAAGGUGCGACGCAUCUUCAUCGAUGACUUGGUGCAAGACCUGUCGACCGGAGUUAUCCUCAUCCAUCUCCUCGAAAUCCUCGGUGCAGAAUCUCUUGGUCGUUAUGCCUCGAAUCCCAAACUGCGAGUACAAAAGUUCGAAAAUGUCAACAAAAGUCUGGACUUCAUCAAAGGCCGGGGCAUUCAGAUGACCAACAUCGGCGCGGAGGACAUUGUCGACGGGAACAGAAAGAUCAUUCUGGGUCUAAUAUGGACCCUCAUUUUGCGAUUCACCAUCAGCGACAUCAACGAAGAGGGUAUGACGGCAAAAGAGGGUCUCCUGCUAUGGUGUCAAAGAAAAACAGCCUGCUACGAAGGAGUGGAGGUGCGCGACUUCUCCACCAGCUGGAACGACGGCCUGGCGUUCUGCGCUCUGCUGGAUAUCCACCGUCCCGACUUGAUCGACUUUGAUGCCCUGGACAAGAAAGAUCACCGCGGAAACAUGAAAUUGGCUUUCGAAAUCGCGGCGAACGAAAUCGGUAUCCCGGAUCUGUUGGACGUUGACGAUGUCUGCGACGUCGCGAAGCCCGACGAGCGGUCUCUGAUGACCUACAUAGCCUACUGGUUCCAUGCCUUCUCGCAACUGGAACGAGUCGAGAAUGCCGGUCGACGAGUGGAGAAGUUCAUCAACAACAUGCACGGUGCCUGGGAGAUGCAGAACUCGUACGAGCAGAGGAUGAGGCAGUUGCUGCGUUUGAUCCGCGAACAACGUGACCUCUGGAAGAACUCCACCUUUGAAGGAACCUACAAGGACGCGAAAGACCAGGCUUUCCAAUUCUCCCUGUAUAAGCGAAACCAGAAGCGCCAAUGGGUCGCCGAGAAGUCGGAUCUCGCAGCUCUGCUGGGUAACAUCAAAACCAAGCUUAGCACGUACCGACUUCGUCCAUAUGACCCUCCCGAGGAUCUCCGCCUCGAGGUUUCCGACCAAGAAUGGGAGUACUUGACGCGCGAUGAACACGAACGUAGUCAGCUUAUUAACGAGACGAUUCGUGACAUCAAGAAUGCCCUGCGCCGGUCCUUCGCAGACAAAGCAAAUGACUUCGCGCUAACCCUGAAAACGUUAUCCCUUGCGAUCUCCGGACUGGACGGUGACGUAGAGGACCAGCUGGCACACGUGAAGAGGCUCAAUGAUAACCUGCCUCCCCUCGACGCCUUCUUAGAUACCAUCGCGGCCUUGGACGAGCAGUGCGCCGAAGCGAACAUUGAAGAAAACGACUACACCACGUAUACGCUAGACGAACUUUCCUACGAGUUGAGUCUGGUGAAAUCCAGUAUCUCAAAGAAACUUGCCUUCCUCGAUAACCAACUCGUCGCCCGAAACAUGACGAACCUGACCCCGAUUCAACUGGAAGAGUUCGAGUCUGUGUUCCGACAUUUCGACCGCGACUCCUCCAACACCCUCCACGAACUGGAGUUCUCGGCAGCACUUGCCAGCCUCGGCCUUGUGUAUGACGAAGAGGAGAUGCAUCAAGUCUUCGUCGAAACUUGCGGUCCAGCUAGACUCGGACAAAACGCCGGUGUCAGUUUUGAGCAGUUCAUCCGUUUUAUGGUUAGCGUCACGGAAGACCAGAACACGGCCGAACAAGUAUUCCAGAGUUUCCGUGAAGUUGCGGAUGGCAAGCCCUAUGUCACGGAACUUGAUCUUCGGCAUUCUCUCAUUCCGGAUGAGCUCAUUGAGCAUCUUGUUCAAACCAUGCCCCAACACCAAGGGCCGGACCUGCUCGAAGACCGCGAGCUCGCCAAAUAUGACUACAUUAGCUUCAUGGAGAAGAUGAUGGAGGCAAACAACGGUGGCGGCCAUGAUGCAGCCACCAAUGGAGGAGCCUAA